GAGAGAGAGAGAGAGAGAGAGAGAGAGAUCGAUAAAAAAAAAAAGAAAGAAUAGAGAAAAACAUAUAACGGAGAACUUGAAAAUAUAUUUAACGCAUUCUUUAAAAGGAAUAAAAAAAAUAUAUCACGCGAACUAUAUGAUCGAACAAUUUUUUCCACUCUCUAUGUCGGACUAUCUUGAUGACGCGCGCGCGUUAUUCUUUGCGAUUUGAAUAAAUAAAUAAAAAAAAAGAACAAGUAGAAAGAAGUAAAUAGAAAAAAAAGCAAAACAAGAAAGAAAAAGAAAAGAAAAAGAAAAAAAAGAAAAGAGUCGAAUAGAAAUCGUAAAAAAGAAGAAGUUCAAUCGUCGCCUCGAAGAGGACACUCGCAUCCAAGGCGAGGAAAAAGAAUAAGAACUAGAGAACGUCGGACGUUGACCGAUGACGAGUAGAAAUUUGUUGCUAAAGUGAUAGGGGAAAAAAAAAAAAAAAAAAAAAAAAAAGAAAAGAAAAGAAAAGAAGAAUCCAGGAAAAAUAACAUCCAAACUGGAGGGAUCAAAAGAGAUCGUGUAAAAGAUGCGGUUCCUCGUGGAGAGCCGCUCGACAACCGAUCGGAAAGGUAUUGUCAAGGAUGAUUCGUUGGAUAGGAAUGUUGGCUCUGGCCAGAUCGUGGAAAACAGUAUCAUCAUUAUCGUCAGCAGCAACAAUAGCAGCAACAAUUUCAUCAUCAUCGUCAUUGGUAACAACGGUGGAAGAUCUAUCGGGAAAAUUAUUAUCAACGGUAUCGAUAACGUUAGCUUUAAAGACGAUCGUAUCAUUAUCGAAGGUAACAAAACGUUUGACAGGCUCGACGGGAUUAUUAAAAAAAUUCGUGAAUACGACGGAGUCAUCGAACAUAAUAUCGAGAAUAAUAUCGAGGAAAUUGAUUACGAGGAUUUAUUGGACAUUGCGAUCAAGGAGAUUCGCGAUUUCUUGGAAUGUACGUCAUCUAUCCCCUCGACGAGCUUCUUCGAUUAUAUGAGAAUCCUUUUCGCGAGUCCUUCGAGCCAUUGACAUUGAACAUUAACGGGACUAAUUCUGUUUCGUCGAGUUCGAGUGUUUAUCACGAGCGAAAUCAUAAUUAUCGUCGUUCGGGUUGCGUCAAAUCUGUCGUAGUUGAUAAAAUUGAUGAAUACGACGAUCGAACGAGAAUAGAAGAAGUUAAUUUGAAUAGUGUACGUAAAAAGGAUAAUAAUAAUAAUAAUAAUCAUAAUAAUAAUAACAAUAAUAAAAAUAAUAAUAGUAGUAAUAAUAAUAAUAAGAAUAAUAAUAAUAAUAAUAAAAAGAAAAUCAAGAAGAUUAAGCAACAAGGUGGUAAAUUUAAAAAAAGGGAGCAGCAAUCACGUUACGAUAACGAUAACGAUAACGUCUCUCGUGAUAAGGCGAGGCAGGUGCCUCGAAAAAAAGGCCAGAAUAUGCAAAACAAUCGGAAUAACGCUGGCGACGAUACUUCCGCCGCUGCGGCCGCCAUCGCAGCCGCAGCAGCCGCCAUUGCUGCUAACAAUCCUUUGAAGGAUUUGACACAACCGAAUCUAAAUGAUUCCCUUAAACAGCAUAAUGUCAACGCUCUCAAACUCGUCCAAACCGUCGCUGAAUUCGCUCAAGAAUUUGGAGAAGCCAUGGAGAAUCAUUCGGCUAACAUACGCAGAUUGGUCGACGAGUUUCGAAGCCGAUCCGGUGAGCCACGGCUCGAUUCUAGCGGUAUGCGACGCGUUUGGGAGAAUUUAUUGAGACAAGUCGAGGCUGAUGCUGUCUCGCAUCUUGAUUUUGCCGCGGUAUUGCAACAGCAACUCUCAAGGCCAACCAUAGAGGCGAGCUUUCAUAGAAAGUUUCAAUCACGUAAGGUUUUCUCGUAUCGCGAAGGUUACGAACAAGAGAUUGCAAAGUCCGAAGAGAAAUUGCAACGAGCCAGAGCUGAUUAUAAACGUUCUUAUGCGUCCUUAUUAACGAACGAAGGUGGAAACGAAACGGAAUUGAAGCGUCAAUACUUCGAAGCUCACAAUGCUUACGUUCUUCAAUUGAGAGCUACCAAUGCUAUAACCGAAUGUUAUCAGAGCCAUUGUUUGCCUGGUUUACUCGGUGAAAUAGCCGAGGUCUACGAGGAACUUUGCGGAUUGGCUUGCAAAUGCGUCGCUGGUAUAUCGGAAGCAGCAUACGAACGUACCAGCGAACAAGCAAAACGUUAUCAAAAUGUUGGAAAGGAUGCUCAAACCGUUCUACCGAUUAACGAUUUACAGACCCUGGCACGCAAUUUGUCGGCCAAUGCAACGCCACGUAAACCAGUACGACGUUUGUUCGUUGCACUUUCACGACCAGAACAAGUACCAGUCGAAAAGGCUACGCAAAUACUACAGCUGAGAGAUGAAUUGGUACCUACCGGUAUCAGUACUGUGCCACUUAUGGAAGAACUUAAAAGGGAACACGAUAGUUUGACACAAAAAAUAGGAAGACUACAAGACGCCUUGGACACAUUGAUUCGAAUGCAACGCAAAAGUGCCGAAGGUAAUCUUUAUACGAAGGUGGCCGAAUUACAAGAAAAUAUUUCCAUGAAACGUUUUGAGCUGGGCGUCGCACAGUUGGAUCUUGCUGCGGUGCAGGCACAGAUGAUCCUAGGAAAGAUAAGGAGACGCAAUUAUGAGCGAAAAAAGCCGCCAGUUAAAAGGACCGAGACGAGAAUUAGCAGUAGUACGGCGAAAAAGGAACUCUUUGGAGGGGGAGAAGCUGGUCAACCCGAUGGAAUGAGCAGCAGAAAAAUGUCUAAUGGUUCGACCGGAAGUACCAAGCACAAAUGGUUGAAAGCAUUCAAAAGUUUGAAAACAAGCUCACCGACAACGUCACCGCCUACCGACAAAGGAAAACAGGCGAUGUAUCAUGCAGUAUCAACUGUAGUAGCUUUAUCCAGGAAAAAUAAUGAAAUCGAGGACGGUCACGUUUGGCGAGAGUACACCUAUCGAAAGAUAACACCUUGCGAUGCUUGCGGCCAAGUACUACGUGGUCAUAGUCGUCAAGGUCUAAGAUGUCGUGGUUGCAAGGUCAACGCUCAUUCCGAUUGUAUCAAUCAGAUACAACCGGUUAAGUGUCCAAGUUUGGCGCCGAAAAAAAGUGGCGGCAUACCCCUUUUGCGCCGUCAAAAAACUCAAGCGCCAGUCGACGAUACACCACCAGCCGAUCACAACGUGGACAGCAUAUACCAGGUGCUGAAGCAGGCAGGCGAGAUACGUGGAAACUCGACAAACUCACCACCUACGCCUCCCACAGCAGAUCAUCCUCCCUCCGGUGCAGCACCUUCUUCGGCGAGGGCCUCCUCCCACCCUUGUUCCUCGUCCACCUCUGCACCGCAUAGCCCGCAACGUAGACGCGAACGAUUGAAUCUGAGAAUGAAGAGUCUCAGUUUGGAUUCACCGGAAGGAACGGCUCAUGUACGUCAUCGUCCAAGAGAUUACUAUGCCUCCGGUCAAAGAGAAUCGACACCACCAAGGCACUCAGACAGUGGCAGUAUCAAUAGAUUAUACAGAGAUUUACCGAUCUUCGCAGCUCCAUGCAGUCCAGGACAAGGUCACACUAUGCAUAAGCACAUUAGGAGCGCCCUAAGAACGUCCAGCGUCGAGUUACCAGACGAGAAUGACAAAUGUUAUUCAUCGGCAAGUACAUCACCGUGUCCCUCGCCACAUCCCAACAAUCAAAAUCACAUGAAUCCGUCUGGAAAACGAGUACUUCCUCCGAACAAUCUCUACGUUGUCCUUUACAAUUUUGAGGCACGUCAUCGCGACGAACUGGAUUUAAAGCCCGGUUAUAAGGUCACGGUCAUCGAUAAAUCUGAAAAGGAUUGGUGGAAGGGUAAAUGUCUCGGCGGUCGUGCAGGAUAUUUUCCUAGUGCUUACGUGAUGCGCGUCGAAUCCGGCCAAAGGACUCUACAGGUCACUCGUAAUCUGCAAUUGACGGAUCAAAUCACUUUGCUUAGGGAUCAGAUUGUCAUACAAGUUGGCGAAGAAGUGGACGGGGUGGCUAUGGUUAGAUUCGCGGCGGACGUAAGAUCGGCCGAACAUAUCGGUAAGGAGGGUGACGUGUUAUACAACGAAACCCUCUGUCCUUUGAUGUAUCUACAAGAGGUGUGACAGCAGCCUUAUCAAGGCACUCGCUUAAACAUGA
Messenger RNA from Vespa mandarinia (Asian giant hornet), 4165 nucleotides. It is a transcript of the gene Stacl, whose product is annotated as SH3 and cysteine-rich domain-containing protein. The record is from RefSeq and is a predicted model, not a curated record. Gene Ontology annotation, molecular function: protein binding. Gene Ontology annotation, biological process: positive regulation of protein localization to plasma membrane; skeletal muscle contraction; positive regulation of voltage-gated calcium channel activity. NCBI's taxonomy places the organism in Eukaryota, Metazoa, Arthropoda, Insecta, Hymenoptera, Vespidae.